GGCUGCACCAUGCGUGAGCUGGCCGUCGAGAUCGGGGUCCGAGCCCUGCUCUUCGGGGUCUUCGUUUUCACUGAGUUUCUGGACCCGUUCCAGAGGGUCAUCCAGCCGGAGGAGAUCUGGCUGUACAAGAACCCCCUGGUGCAGUCGGACAACAUCCCCACCCGCCUCAUGUUUCCGUGUCCUUGGCUCUCGCUCUGAACGGCGUCUGCACAAACACCAUUAAGCUCAUCGUGGGCAGACCGCGCCCCGAUUUCUUUCACCGCUGCUUUCCAGAUGGGGUGAUGAACGCGGAGAUGCACUGCACAGGGGACCCCGAGCUGGU
Messenger RNA from Myotis davidii, 322 nucleotides. RefSeq names its product phospholipid phosphatase 4 (gene PLPP4). The record is from RefSeq and is a predicted model, not a curated record. NCBI's taxonomy places the organism in Eukaryota, Metazoa, Chordata, Mammalia, Chiroptera, Vespertilionidae. The transcript has 4 exons. Bases 10 to 198 code for a protein of 62 amino acids.